Messenger RNA from Closterium sp. Naga37s-1, 194 nucleotides. The record is from the annotation of a GenBank genome assembly. Lineage: Eukaryota; Viridiplantae; Streptophyta; Zygnematophyceae; Desmidiales; Closteriaceae.
GACCCUCUCUCCCUGUGCCCUCACGAACCAUUCCCCCUUUCCCUAAGCCUGUCAUUCCCCAUACACUUACCCCUCAUGCCCCUCCAUGCUCUCACCUCAUUCCCCCUACGCUGACCCCUUUCUCCCCUGCACCCACCCCACAUUUCCCCGCCGCUAACCCCUCCACUCGCCUGCCCUGGCACGUACGCUCCUGA